GCCGGGGGAGGCCCCCGAGGGGUAGGCAGGCGUACACGGGGGGAGGAUUCUUGCGGAAGGGGCCACGGAUAGUAUGUAAAUUCUACGAGAAGGGGCUCUGCAAGAAGGGUGCCUUUUGUGGGUACCUUCACCCGUGAUGAGCCUACGCAGAAAUGCGAGCUAACGGGUGAGACAAAAAUGGCGGAGGUAGAGGACCAGAUAAAUGCUCGGCCGGAGGCGGCGGGGCCACCGCACGGGGAAUUGAUCGGAGCGGCUGUGAAUCACAUGCCGGAGGAUUCCAAUCAAUCGAGGCCGAGCGAUCGCAGCGCAUCUCCAUCGUCGCCCAAGAUUCGGGCUGCUGCAGACCCCACCAGUAAUGGGAACAAAGCCAAAUCCUGCAAAGGCUGCCUCUAUUAUUCGUCUCAAUUCAAAUCCAGUGCUCGUAAUCCUCUUUGUGUUGGCCUUACCCGUUCCCUCCCCACUGUGCCCCCAUAUAUUGUUGGACAAUCCGAGAUGGAAGCAUCUAAAGACGGCAGGGGCCUAUCUGAUUUUAGAUAUGCCUGUGUUGGUUAUUCACUUUACAUGGACCGUAAAGGACAAGCCGCUGAUGGGAAAAAGGCUCAAAAUGAACUUCCAGUCUGUGUGGGCCUUGAGGUUUUGGUGGAUCGGAGUGUUCACUCUAUCGAGCCUGAAUCAACCCCUGCUCAUAUGCAUCAUAAAGAAGAUAGCAGUGGCUUGCCUCAACCUCAGCGUCGAUUGCCUAAACCAUCUCCGGCAACACCUAAACCAUCCACUUCAAGUGGGAAUCCAUUUCUCACUAGAUUUGCUCGCAAUGCCAAACUAGUCGCAAAUGAGGUCGCGAAGAACAUCGAGAGAGCUGGAAAUCAAAUUAAACAAAGCCUGGACGACAUUCUGUAUCCCUACAGACGACGGCCCAAGUAAGCAAAGGCUAAUUUUGCACGCACUUAUGGAAAAUAAAUCGCGAUUUCUUGACUCCCCUGACUGGUUUUGUAGUAGAAAAAAAUCUAUCUUGCUAUCUUCCACCAUUUUGUCGUGUGUAAUUGUUGUUCUUCAGCUGAUCGGACUAAACCACCGGAAUGGGCGUCGGGAAUUACUCUUGUUGUUAGUCUGUGAUUUUUGUUUGGUAAUUAGGAAUUUGUGUUGUGCUACUUCUUAAUACAACAUUUGGGAAUCUACUUGAGUUUUAGGUGUUCCCAAGUAGCUAUUGAUUUUGAGAACAUACAAGGAUUAAUUAGUUUGGAUA
This is a messenger RNA of Andrographis paniculata, 1243 nucleotides long. RefSeq lists its product as uncharacterized. The coding region runs from base 178 to 921 and encodes 247 amino acids. The record is from RefSeq and is a predicted model, not a curated record. The transcript is spliced from 6 exons. Lineage: Eukaryota; Viridiplantae; Streptophyta; Magnoliopsida; Lamiales; Acanthaceae.